CUUCAGCUCUGCUCGACCUCAUCCACUCAUUCCAACUGAAUGUCAGAUCAAACGAUACACAUUUAAGAGCCAUGGUGGUUUAAGAUGCAUAUGACAUCCAUCCACAAUGAAUCUGCGUUGUAGAUAUAGCUUGUGGAUACUGAUGGGCUUUGUGGCUGGGAUGCAUUGCCAGGAUGGGACUGUCACUCAGGAAGAUGUUUUGCUUUUGAAAGAUGAGAAGGAUCCUAAAUGCUUCACACGGACAGAGCAGGAUUUUACCUGCUUCUUUGAGACCAAAGACGACAAUCAGACUUAUGAUUUUCUCUACGGGAUUGCAGGUGUAAAACGAUGUGAGAUGACCGUCCAGAGAAGUAAAGAUGGAUCCGUCCUCCACAUCUGCAAGUUUCCUAUGAUGGAUGUUUUAUUAUAUGUGGAGACUCACAUUGAAGUGGUGGAGCGCGGCACCAACAGCAGCAUCUACAACCGGACCAUCUUUGUGGAGGACCACUUUCUGCUGCCGCCUCCCUUUAAUGUGUCUUUGCAUCAAAACGGCAGACCAGGGCAGCUGCAGGUGUCAUGGCACUCAGCAGUCCCCAAAUACUGGGAAGACACAGCGAUGUAUGAAGUUAGAUACUCCUCUAAAGGAACCGGGGAGAAGACAAAGGAGAAGGCAAAGCAGGGGGACAUACUAGACCUUCUGGUACCAGGAGAGAAGGUCCAGGCGCAGGUCAGAGUGAAAUGUGCCAAUGAUGCAGAUGCAGGACACUGGAGCAGCUGGUCACAUCUAGCAUGGGCCGUGGUUCCCCAGAGUCCAGAUGACAUUUCUCUGAUGUGCUUCACCUCUGAUCUUAAAUAUAUCACCUGUGAGUGGAACAGGAGCAGAUAUGCUGAUCAGGAGUACAACGUUUUCUACCAGAUGGGUCUCAGCAAAGGUCUGGGCUGGGCUGAGUGGACUGAGUGUCUCACUGACUGGGGUUUGACUGACAGGUGUUUUUUCUAUGCUGAUGAGUCCAAAAACAUCAAAGUGCAGCUCACCAGCACUUCAGCUCCUCUCAGCAGAACCUUUUAUACCGAGGAGUUUACUCUCAACAAGAGCAUCAAAACACUCCCACCGAGUCAUCUGAAAGCAGCAGUAGAAGAAGGGAAGCUGUGUUUGAAAUGGGAAGCUCCUCUCCCGUCUCUGUCAGCUCACCUGCAGUAUGAAGUCAGCUACCAGGUCACAGGAAGAGAAGACUGGACGACGACAUUCUUAAGGAGUCCAGAGAGCAGCACAUGUCUGGAUAUCCCUGCAGGUCGACAGUACAGUGUGAAGCUCAGAGCUAGACCUAAUGGCCCGGUUUAUUCAGGCUUCUGGAGCGACUGGUCUGAUGUGCUUAAUGGAGAUACACCCACUGACAGAGGCCUGCUGCUGAUACUGUGUCUUCCUAUCUCUGUGCUCAUCACGAUCACCAUCCUCAUCGUCUUGUUUUACACCUACCACAGCAAACUGAAGCAGUAUUUUUGGCCGCCAGUGCCUAACCUGGACAAAGUCUUGCAGGGCUUUCUGACAGAGAUCAACGAGCAGAAAUGGGACCUUCCAGUAACAGCAAAGCAGUGCACUGAAGAAACCACUCCAUCUCUGGUGGAGAUCAUGGCUGAGGAUGAGCUAUCUGGAGUGGAGAAGCCCUCGGAGGAAACAGUCCUGCUGUUAUCAUCAGAGAGCGACCUCUCCAGCAGUGAGCUGGCUGACGAGAGCUCCGGGUCUGAAGUGUUCCCGGACUAUGUGACUCUGAACAGAAACAGCGAGCUUUUCUGCCCAAAGGGGAACAAAUACAUCCACGAACAGGCUGUUGAGAAAGAAGGGGUGAUGAUGAAGGAGGAGCUCUCUCAGAAAUGUCCCUCUCCCAGCAGCGAAGGUUCAGUCUGUAUCCCACCCUACACUGAAACCGACUUUCUCAACUACUCGUACUUGGCUCUGGCUGAGCCUGCAGACAAAUCUGACUGUAAGGUGAUGGCUGUGAGACCAGGCAACAUCUAUACCAACCUGCCGUGCUGCUAAAUGUACAUCUGCUAUACAUUUGCUCUUGUGUACACUUGUUUAAUAUGAUUCAUAUUUUUUCUUAAUAGGAACACUUAAAAUGUGCAUAUCCACGUUUACUGCAUCAGUAGAUCUGAGUAAGGGAAUAAAAUCGCACAAGGGUUUAUUGCAGGACUGGUGCACCCUGUAGCAAAGUUAUUAUAGUUAACUAAAACUAACUGAAUAACUAAAAUUAAAUUCAAAAAUAAUUUUAGUUAACUGUAACUAAAUCAAACCUAAGCUUUACCUAAAAAGAUGAAAACUAACUAAAACUGUAUAGUGUGCUUACAAAACUAACUAACUAAAUAAAAAUGGAGACAAAAUAUCCUUACCUUUAGUCUUUGACACAAUCUUACUGACUGGCACCUACAGAUA
This is a messenger RNA of Cheilinus undulatus (humphead wrasse), 2410 nucleotides long. It is a transcript of the gene mpl, whose product is annotated as MPL proto-oncogene, thrombopoietin receptor. NCBI's taxonomy places the organism in Eukaryota, Metazoa, Chordata, Actinopteri, Labriformes, Labridae. The coding region runs from base 107 to 2017 and encodes 636 amino acids. The record is from RefSeq and is a predicted model, not a curated record. Gene Ontology annotation, biological process: hemopoiesis; cytokine-mediated signaling pathway; positive regulation of cell population proliferation. Gene Ontology annotation, cellular component: external side of plasma membrane. The transcript is spliced from 12 exons. Gene Ontology annotation, molecular function: protein binding; cytokine receptor activity.